AUGAGUCAAAAUAAACGCAUAGUUAAUAAUGCAAUCGCAACCACCAAAAGUGAUAAUAAAAUCAAAGAUGUUGAAAUACCGGAGAGAAUGGAUUGUAAUCAUUAUUCGUUGAGGGCAGAAUUAGGUAAAAAUUUUGGUGCACCCGUCGAGAAUUUAUUGAAAUCUGGUGGUGCCAAAGUUCUAAACGCUCGUUGCGGUACUGGUAUUUGGACUUUAGAAAUGGCUACAGAUUUUAUGAAAUCGAAAUUUUAUGGAAUCGACACAACUAAUUAUUUUCCAACUCAAGUUCUACCAUAUAAUGUUAAACUUGAACAAAUUAAAGAUUUGAGUGAUAAACUGCCUUACAAAGAUGAAAAAUUUGAUUAUAUAUAUUUAAGAGAGACAAUAAGGUAUAUUGAAAAUGAAGAUUGGAGUGGAAAUAUACUAAGUGAAGCUAUACGUGUGUUGAAAAAUGGUGGUUGGAUUGAGAUUUGUGAACCUGAGAUGGAAGUUUCUGAUUUUGGUCCAAACAUGAAAAAAUAUUUUGACGAAAUUAUAUCGCUUAUGAAAUCUAGAAAUAUUGAAAUUAAUAUUUCCCAAAGGCUUGUUGAAAUCUUAAAAUCCACAAAGUCAUUUGAUCUUAUGGAAGUAAGUUGUGUCGAAUUGAAAUAUGGUAAGUGGGGUGGUAUAACUGGCGAGUAUAUGGCCGAAAGUUUCCUUGAUCACAUGCUAGAGAAAAAAGAAUGCCUGAAAAAUACUAUGGGAAUGUCAGAAAGUGAAUCUGUGAAAUUCAUUGAUGAUUGUCGUGACGAAUUAAGAUCUGGAGAGAUCAGAGGGAAAUCUAAAUGUAUUAUAAUUCAUGCUAGAAAACAGAAAUAA
This is a messenger RNA of Entrophospora candida, 858 nucleotides long. The record is from the annotation of a GenBank genome assembly. Lineage: Eukaryota; Fungi; Glomeromycota; Glomeromycetes; Entrophosporales; Entrophosporaceae.